CGUUCCUCGAGCCCCCGGCCCCUCCCGCGUCCGCCUUCUCCCCGAGGCGAGCGCCACCGCGCCGCCGACCCCCCGCAAGUGCGGGGCGAUGCGGGCGAGCGCACGGCGCCGCGCGGGGCGCUCUCUGCAAGGGGAAAGCUCGGGCGCCUCGGGCGCCGCGAAGCCGUGGCGAGGCGACGAAGCAACGCGAGGAGGAGUUGGAGGAGGAGGAGGAGAAAAAGAAGGAGAAGGAGGGUUGGCGAGCCAGCUCGCGCAAGCUGGUUUGCCCAGCGCCUCUGGGCUCUGGAGGCGCCAAUUGCACAUGGUAGUACCGAGGAUGGCGCCCAGCGGCGGGGCCGAGGUCAGCUGCGUGCGGCAGAGCUCGUAGCCCCCACUUCCCCGAUUCUCCCGUCUCGUCCGACCCGAGUGGCGCCGGCCAAGAGAAGCGCGCUGGAGGGGCGAGGCUUAGAAAGGCAGCCGCCGUGCAGCCAAGGUGCGCGUCAACCAGGCUCCGCCGUGGGCGAGGACACGCGAGGAGGAGGAGGAGGAGAAGGAGGAGGAAAAAAAGGAGGAGGAGGAGGAGGAGGAGGAGGAGGAGGAGGAGGAGGAGGAGGAGGAGGCGCGCCCGGCUUGAGGCAAGCCAGAGACACAUCUCGGCCUUAUCCUUCUCACUUCCCCCCUCGCUCGCCGCCGAAGUUGGCCUGGGACACCCACAGGCUGGGGCGGCGGCAACUCACAAACACAUCGAGCGGUGGCAAGCCAAGCCAGAGACACAUCAGCACCAGCCUGAUAGCAGAAGGCCUGACUGCCGGGCGAUCGCGCGGCGGCGUACUUGGCCUUAAAAUGCUCCACUACAGUCG
Molecule: messenger RNA, 839 nt
Organism: Prorocentrum cordatum
Lineage: Eukaryota; Dinophyceae; Prorocentrales; Prorocentraceae
Source: the annotation of a GenBank genome assembly